GAUCGAUUAAAAUUAUAUUUAUAAUUAUUUUCGUCUUCGAACUAUACACACUCAUUUUACUUUCUAUAUCGUCGAACGUGCUAAUAAAGAACCUGCUGAAUUAAUGGAGACAAUUUGACGCGGCCUUAUGCUCCUCAAGAAGCUGGAACAACUAAAAUAAAUAUUACUAUACACACUAACCGAAGUAAUUUAUCCUGUUUUAUGGUAUUCCAAGACCUGAGAUCCCUCUGAUAUCCUCUACUACUAGCAGCCUUUACUAUAUAUGAUCUCAAUGUUCUGGGUAGCUUAUGGAGAUUGUCCUCUCGAUCGAACCAGAGCAGUCGUGUCCGCUUUUUCGUUUCACUCUGUCCUAUAAGACUCUGUUGUUUGAGAAAAUGUUUUUACUUCGAUGGAGACCUGGUCACUUCCUGUGCUUCCAAAAGGGGGGUUAGUUUCUGCAGCGAUACAAACGUAAAAAACUGAAAACCGCUAAUAUAAUAUGUUUGUUAAAACAUAACACAUACUGAAAGAGUGGCUGAAGGGUAUGACAAAUAUCUGCCACUCCUCUAAUGGCGCGAAAAUUACGCAUAGUGUGCGCGCCAUUGACGUUCCUUACUUUUCGCUUCAUUUUACACGCUUCCAUUGCAUUGUUAAUAAUAUUUAUUUUUUACUUUUGUUAUUAACAAUUCCAAUAAAAGGCAAAGGUAAACACUAAUACCCUAGAGCACAAUUUAGCUAUUCACAUAUAUUUAUAUAUUUACUAUGUUGUUUUUAUAUUACUAUGUAUUGUACGUGUUUGUGUGCAUAUGAAAUCAAGUUUUUACCGCAACCGCAGCGAUACUUUGCUCAGCGCAUUUACUCGAGUACCGCGAACCAAUGAUUUAUGGCAACACUCGCAAGCAUCGCUUGGCUCGCUAAGUAUCCACUCAUCGUGCUCAUUCGCUCAGCCAACUUAGUCAAUCUGUGAGCCAAGCGGCAGGCGAACAAUCAACCCAGCGAUUAGUCAGCCAGUCAGUCUGUCCGCGGCAUUGCGCUUUUCUAGUCAAUCGUCAUUUCAGCAGUGCGCGCUAAACAUCGAGCGUUUUGAAGAAUUGGAAUUAUUCGAGCACGUAAACAUGAAGCACUUUUCCACAUUUGUCGCGCUUUUCCUCAGCUGCGUGGUAUUCCAUUACCAUUGCUUGGCUCAGCCGGUGGAGCGUGCUGCGGCGGCGGGUAUUAUGAUCGACGCGGCGCCUUCGGUGGUCUCCUAUCAGGGUUCUUCGCAAACGCAUGCGCAUCUCGUAUUGGCGCCCAUGGGACGUUCGUUGGGCUAUGUGGAACCGUUGGAUGUGAAUCGCACGUUGGCGCGAAACGAACGUUUGGACGAGCGGCACGAGGUGCUGGAUAUAAGUCCCGUCUAUGUGCCUGAGUGAAGGGCGCGUGCGCUGUAUGUGGGUUGGAAUAUAUGAGUAAUGCGAACUGAUGCACUACCUAUAUCUAAAUGUAUUUAACUGUGCGCUUGUGCAAUAUUUAUGAGCUGAGUUGUUCGCGAAAAUCCAGCGAUUAACAAUACCUUGCUAUUUUUCCUAUUAUUGGUAGAUAGUUGUAUGUAUGAUAGAGUAUUAGUGAAUGUGGUUUGUUUUCGUAGUUAGUAGAAGCAAGUUUACGAAACCAUUAUUAUUGAAUUUAUUUAAGCAGUAAAAAUGUGUGAAUAUCUGAAAUAAAGUUUUUUUAAGCCUAAA
Bactrocera oleae (olive fruit fly) is the source of this 1700-nucleotide messenger RNA. RefSeq lists its product as uncharacterized. The record is from RefSeq and is a predicted model, not a curated record. NCBI's taxonomy places the organism in Eukaryota, Metazoa, Arthropoda, Insecta, Diptera, Tephritidae.